Trematomus bernacchii (emerald rockcod) is the source of this 338-nucleotide messenger RNA. Its product is annotated as moronecidin-like. The record is from RefSeq and is a predicted model, not a curated record. Lineage: Eukaryota; Metazoa; Chordata; Actinopteri; Perciformes; Nototheniidae. The transcript has 3 exons. The coding region runs from base 1 to 228 and encodes 75 amino acids. Gene Ontology annotation, biological process: defense response to bacterium.
AUGAAGUGCACCACUAUCUUUCUGGUGCUGUCGAUGGUGGUCCUCAUGGCUGAACCUGGGGACGCUUUCUUUAGCCACUUUUACAGGGGACUUCUUAGCGUUGGCAAGCAUAUCUAUGGACUCAUCACCGGGAGAAACCCUAGGGAGCAGGAAGCGAUGAAGGAAGCGAUGAGGGAGCAGGAAGCGAUGGACCAACAAGCGUUUGACCGAGAGCGAGCGUUUGCUUGAGUCUACGAUGUUGAACUACGCUGAACAUUUUGAAAAUUAAUCGCUUUUUAUCUUCAAAAUAAUGAAAAAUACAAUUGAAUGAAUGUAAUUUGGAAUAAAUCUUCUUUCUU